This is a messenger RNA of Pseudogymnoascus destructans, 3360 nucleotides long. RefSeq lists its product as uncharacterized. The transcript is spliced from 3 exons. Bases 1 to 3360 code for a protein of 1119 amino acids. NCBI's taxonomy places the organism in Eukaryota, Fungi, Ascomycota, Leotiomycetes, Thelebolales, Thelebolaceae. The record is from RefSeq and is a predicted model, not a curated record.
AUGAAAGCGCAAGUACAUGCGGAAGACAUAAGGUUUGAGACAGAGCGGCGCCUCUUCUGCAAAGGCUCCGCCCUUGUCAAGCUUGAAAGCCUAAAUUGGGAAGAGAGUAAAAUUCGCCAACAUGACCCGAAGAAUGUACUAUGGCUUAAAAAGAUUUUUGAGGAGGAUGGAUGCCGUUCGCUAAAGGUGGGAAACCACAUACCUGCUAUUGUCGAUCAACACCAUCUCGACACUGCCAUAGAGAAUGCGAAACAGAAAGAACUGUGGAAUGCGGGUGUUUUGCCAAGUAUUUACGCCACGAUCGACUCAGAAAACGGAUACCCAGAGCUUGAGUUUCCAGGCGGAAUUAUCUGUCUCCAUGGAUUCCAUAGAAUACAAGCGGGGAAAGCAUUGCGCCCGGCUGAGAAAUGGUGGAUAGUGGAUCUAUACCUUUCAGGAAUCAGCUACGAGAUGAGGACAAUUCUAGACGAAGAGUAUUCUAAUGAAGAUAGGCCUUGUGAUGGUCAAAUAUAUCGCAAAAUCCGUGAAUACCAGUAUCUGCCCUUGAAAGCCGAUGCCCUAGUAUUACCAGCUACCCGUUUAAGCUUCGAAAUGCGUUGGUGGUCUCGUUUUAAUGAAAGUAGACAGAAGAGACUCCACAGCCUCUUCGGACACCGCUUGGUUGCCACUGGAUUUGAUGCUCUUACUAAGAUUCCGGCUCUCUUUGACGCUGGAAUGAAGGUCACUACAAUGAAUACAGUGCUGGCAACGAGGUGCUAUGAGGAAAUAUAUCAUUACCUUAAUCAUAUUUUCACAGCUUUCGUUGGGUUUUUUAACGGGAUUGAAAACAGGAUUCAGAGACUAGAUAAGGCCACCGUUAAGGCUAUCGAACGCAGGGCACCUGCAGUAUCAACCUCGGAUUCUCAGGAGCUAUCCAUUGCUAUUUUUAAUGGCACCAUCUUCAGUGGCUUCAGCAGCCAAGAACGCAGCAUUAUAUGGGGUAACAUCCUCAAGUUUAGAGGCAUUAUACCUUCUCUAUCAACCUUUUUUGAAGACAUGCACUUGUUGGAAGCUUGCGUUAACUGCAUCAGGUGGCUAGUUACAGUUACUACGGAUCCGACGGAUCGGACAAAUCAGACAGUAUUCACAGCACUAGACAGUGCGUUCCAAUCCCAAGAAGGCACCCAAUGCACUCAGGUAGUCCAGACAACUGAAACUACCUUCCGUUUAGUCAAGGGAAGCCGGACAUACUGUAUGAAGCUUGGGUAUUUGCAAAUAAUUGCUUUUGCAAUGAAAGACUACAGACAUUUACCAAAGCAGUCUGUGAGAAAAAAUCUGAUAGAAAUUGCAAGGCCAAAGGCCGAUAGUGAAGUGCUCCAAAAGGGUGCUUCCUUUGCGAAUCAAUUAGGAUUUAGCAUCCCUCAGAUAGAGAGGCUAAAAGGGAUGGAGCCUUUAACAUUCUCGGAGGUGGAAGCACUAGUUCCCGUACCUAAAACAGCUGUGGUUAAAAUUAAGCGCAGGUCUGGGAUGCCACAUACUGAUAGCUUUGAGGAAGACAGACGGCAUAUAUUUUUACAUAACCUAUUCCAAAGCGACGAGGAAGACAAAGGUAUCACGUCGUUUUUUAUUCUCAAGUCUUGGUUCAAUGCUUUUUUUGGUACAUGGGCGAUACCAGUUCCAAACACUGACAGCAACAUGCCACCACCAAAAGAUGAAGAGGUUGAAAAGGAGAGUGUUAAUUUACGAAGGACUCAGCUACGACCAUUAGGUCCGCAGCAUAGUGCGCGCAUAAUGAAAGAUACUAAGUUGGGCAAGCCAAAAAAUGGCGUCAAACACAGCUCAGCUCUAAAGAUGGAGAUAGAUGCCCCCCCUGACUGUACGCCUAGAGAGCUCAUACGCUUUGUAGAACAAGACGGUAAUGUGACUGAAACCCUAGACCAGUUACUAGAAUCUAAUGGAGUAUUCCAACUCUGGGUUGAUAGUGGCGACCCUAAUUCUCUUGUUAAGCAAGAAGUCAUAGAGCUCAAAGAUAAAGGAAAGAGAACUUGUGAUAAACACAAGAGACACAUAGCAGCUGACGAAUGCUACCACGUGGCGACUAUGGCGGGCAAUAACAAUACGCUUUUCGUAAUCUCAGAAAUAAAACCUGAGGAAGACAAACAUCGGGGCGAAGACUUUGACACAUCAGCUAUGGAUGGGGUAGAACUCGAACGCGAGGAAAUCAAGCCAGAGAAACAAGCCCAUCUAGAUUUAUACGGCAUUCCUGAACAUGUACCUACCCAAGAAGUAGAGGAUACCUCCGAGCCAGCUUUACACAAAACCACUCUAAAAGUAGAGCGAGCGAAGGCGAAGCGUAAAACUCCUUACACACGUAAGGACAUAAAGCCACAAAAACAAGAUCGAAUGGAUCUAUAUAGCUUUCUGAAGGAUGUACCUACCCAAAAGGUAAAAGAUGACGACCAGUUAGCAUUAUACAACAUUCCUAUAUACGAGUCUGCGCUAGAAAUAAAACCGAGAGACGAGGAAAGUCUAAGUGUAAUUGUCCAGAAACGCCAGGAAAUUAAGCCAGAGGAGCAAGACCGCCUGGAUUUAUACAGCCCCAAGCACGUACCUACCCAAGAAAUAGAUGAUACCUCUGAGCCAGCUUUACACACUACUAUAAAAGUAGAACGAAAGAAGGGGAAGAAUGAGACUAAAACUCCUUACACACAUACGGACAUAAAGCCACAAAAACAAGACCAAAUAGAUCUAUGCGGCAUUCCUGAGUAUAUUCCUACCCAGGAGGUAAAGGUAGAAGAUGACGACCAGUUAGCAUUACACAACAUUCCUACAUACGAGUCUACGCUAGAAAUAAAACCAAGAGACAAGGAAAGUCCAAGUGUAAUUGUCCAGAAACGCCAGGAAAUUAAGCCAGAGGAACAAGACCGUCUGGAUUUAUCCAGCAUUCCCCUAUAUAGGCCUACUAAGGGUGUGAAGUUAGAGGAUGAUACCCAGCUAGCUUUACACGACAUUCCAGCAUUUCAAGGGCAGCCUAGUGAAGAGGAAGUUGGAUCGGACUGCCUACUUGAUAUAGAAAGUGAGAACGCGGCUAAUGCUCAGAUUCUUGCUCAAAACACCGUUAUAAUUCACGUAAAAAAAUCCUUUAAAAAUUCACACUGGGUAUCUAAGCCAGCUAAAGACUUACCGUUCGACCAACUAGACUCAAUAGUAGUGCCUACUGAAGACCCACAAAACGUAGUCAGAGAAAAAAUGCUUUUAUAUAAAGAAGAGGGGCUACUACCUCACAAUGGUAUGGGUCGAAAAGUAAACGAAGAAGAUUGUUAUGCAGUUGCUAUGGAGGCUGACGAUCAUACGUUGUACAUGAUAGAGGAAGAGUAUUGA